Messenger RNA from Cantharellus anzutake, 1409 nucleotides. RefSeq names its product acetolactate synthase. Gene Ontology annotation, biological process: branched-chain amino acid biosynthetic process. The transcript has 4 exons. The record is from RefSeq and is a predicted model, not a curated record. Lineage: Eukaryota; Fungi; Basidiomycota; Agaricomycetes; Cantharellales; Hydnaceae. Gene Ontology annotation, cellular component: mitochondrial nucleoid; acetolactate synthase complex. Bases 150 to 1193 code for a protein of 347 amino acids. Gene Ontology annotation, molecular function: acetolactate synthase regulator activity.
CAGAUGUAACACGCACACGUGCAGCUUCGCAUCAGUAUUGAUGAUGAAGAAUGAUUGUUGCACAUGGACCAAGCGAAAUCCCGAAAUGACUCAAAUCCUGUUUCGGCCGACUCCGCUUUCAAUAAUCCUUUCGAAAAACGCGAGACUCGAUGAGCGUGUUGCAACGCCACCUACGGCUACCAUGUGCUAGGAUUCAACAUAUUUCGGCUCUGAAAAUGCGUUGGUCUUCAUCUUCGCGAUCAACUCAGUCUGGUCCCCCAAGAACGGCGGACGACUCGACGUCUGCUCUGACUUACAAACAAAAGCACUUGUCGCGACCACCACCUCUCCCCGCUACCGAUCUCCCAAGAGCGCGAAGUGCAGAAGAGGCAGUGACGAAUAUUCUGUACAAUACGCCUCCCCCGAGUUCUCAACCAUUCAAGAAACACAUUUUAAACUGCCUUGUUCAGAAUGAACCGGGUGUGCUUUCUCGAAUCUCAGGGACACUUGCUGGGAGGGGUUUCAAUAUUGAUUCGUUGGUCGUAUGUCGAACUGAGAUCCGAGACCUCAGUCGAAUGACUAUCGUUUUGACCGGGCAAGAUGGUGUCGUCGAACAGGCCCGACGCCAACUAGAAGACCUCGUGCCUGUCUGGGCUGUUCUUAAUUACACCAACACCCGCUUGAUUGAACGGGAACUCCUGCUUGCAAAAGUGUCCAUCCUCGGUCCAGAGUACCUAGCAGACCAACUCGUUGGUGGACCUUCGCACGAGCCCAGCAGGAACGCUGAGGGUUUCAUGCAUGACCGCGAGAGUGAAGUGGCUGCCGAGAAACUUAGGAGCGAAAUGGUCCUCGCUGAAACAUUCCAGCAUAGCGGUCAACAGCAGCCGCAGCCUGCAUCGGCCGAGGCUCGUACACUGACACCAUCGGAAGCCCUCCGGAUAAAACACCAACAUCUCAGCCACAUUCGCAAUCUAGCGGAUCAAUUUGAUGCCAAGGUUGUAGACAUCAGCGAAAAUAGUGUUAUUGUUGAGAUGAGUGGGAAGACGAGUCGCGUAGAGGCGUUCUUGUCAUUGCUGAAGCCUUUUGGCCUCAUUGAGUCAGCCCGAACAGGUGUGAUGGUAAUGCCUCGGACACCUUUACCAAGGUCUCUUGAAGAUGAAGAUCCCACAAGCAUUUCGGAUGCUGUGGAUGCCAGCCUCCUCCCCCCUGGCUGAAGAUUAUUGUUAGUUUCUGUGCUAGGCUUUAAAAGUGUCUAUCAGGCUAUCUCAUGAUGGCAAGAUUGUCACCAUAUUUGUACACUUUUGGGAUGUUGAGGGACGAUAUUAAUGUUAGUAACGACUAUCGAAUCCAUCUUCCUGGAGCGACCUUUGCAGAGCAGCUGGCCUAAUUUAUUCGCGAGGCAAACCAAUCGAUUGAAAUGAGGUAUCAAC